AUGUUCGAGAGAUAUCUUCAUUUGCAUUUGGCAAUUCAAGAGAUGAGUUAUAAAGAGCAAUCAGUGCCCGCUUGCUUAGAUAAUGAAAGCCUUAUAGUUCUCAAGACUUUCUUUAUAUUAGAAAUUGAUCAGCAUAUUCAUAAAUUUAGAGAUAAUAAUAUUAACGUUAAUAAUAUUUUAAUGACAAAAAAAUUUGACAAAUAUUGGAAAUCUAUCCUUGAUCAUAUUAUAAUUGCCCAUGUACUUGAUCCAAAAUAUAAGUUGAAGCACUUGAAGGCAACGCUAAUAGAAGUUGGUGAAUAUAAUAAUAGUGAUGCAAAAAUAUUUGUCAAUGAUAUUCACAAAAAAGUUAUUUCAUAUGGAACAAAAUAUUCUAGCACAAGUUCUUCAAAUUAUGUUGAAAUUGAUAAUAAUGACAAUUCUAUGUCAGAUUUCUUAUUCCCUAUAAGAAGAACUUCAAAAAGAUGA
This is a messenger RNA of Dentiscutata heterogama, 468 nucleotides long. The record is from the annotation of a GenBank genome assembly. Lineage: Eukaryota; Fungi; Glomeromycota; Glomeromycetes; Diversisporales; Gigasporaceae.